Messenger RNA from Paramecium sonneborni, 9053 nucleotides. NCBI's taxonomy places the organism in Eukaryota, Ciliophora, Oligohymenophorea, Peniculida, Parameciidae. The record is from the annotation of a GenBank genome assembly.
AUGAUUUUAUGCUUAUAGACAUGCUUUUUAUUGUUUUCUUAUAUUAGAAAAGCAAAACUCUGUGAUCCAUCUACUUUGGAAGAUUGCUUAUUAGAACAUGAUCGAACAAUAUAAUUGCCUCUAUCUGGUAAAUCAGGUUAUGGUUAUGGCUUUUGGUCUUAAUAUUUAUCAACAGAUUAUAUUUUAUAGGCUAAUAUCAAAAGUUAUGGGAGCUUUGAAGGCCUAUUAUUAGCUUAUGAGUCUGAUAGUAAUAAUAAGGAGGCUCGAAUGCUAUAUUAUUAAGAUUGGACUAACAAUAAUACAAACUAAGAAAAAUAUAUAUAUUUCUCAACUAUAACUAAUAAGAAAUAUUAAAAAGCUGCUAAAUUUAUAUUUGAUUCAUUUUCAUUUGAUGGAAAAUGGAUUUAUAAUUAUUUUGCUUGUGAAUUUCCAAAUAAAAGACAAGUUUUUCUAUAUGUUAUGGGUGAGUCUUAUUCGGGGAAAACUUAUCAGUUCAGCUCUAAUUUAUCAACAUAAAGCAUAGAUAUACUUCUUAAAGGAAGGGUAAAAAUGAUAAUAAGUUCAACUGAAAAAAUUUUUAUUUAAUAUUCAGGAAGGAUUUCAAAUUUGCAUAUAAAUCCAAGCUUAAAUAAAUAUAUUUUUAAUACAGUAAAUGAUUUUUAAAGUUACCUUAAUUAAUAAUUUAGGCCUCAGCCAUUUUGUUAAUUAACUAUAUUUAAUUCUAGGCUAAUUGAAAAUUAUAAAUAUAUAUAUGGUCUAAUUUAAUUUGAAUCAUGGAUUAAGAUAGAUUAUAAUUUAGUAUGAUUUAUAUAUAAAUAUUAGAAUAUUAACUAUUCAGCAAGUGCUUUUGGGAUUGAUAUGUAUUUUAAAUUGAUCCCAAAUUAUUAUUAAAAACUAAUUGACUUAUAGUAUUGUAUAAUUUAAGCCUGGAAAUAAAACUUAACAAAUGGUGUUUACUUUCAAACAUACUAUUAAAAAUAACCAGAUUUUACAGUAGACACUGACUAAUUUUUUUAUAAUCAAAAAUUCGCUUUUCACACUUUAGAAUAAGAUUUAAGGUAAUGGCAUUUUGUUUCUUUAAUUUAUGGAUUUGAUAAAUCAAAUAUUCCUGUUUCGCAUUUAAAAAUGUGGUUUAAUGAUGAGUACAUUUAUGAGGUAAAAUAUAAUAAUAGAACUUUUCAUUUUGAUGGAGCUACAAUUAAAAUUAGAAGUGGUACAAAUUAUGGUCUUGAAUCAAAUGGAAUUUAUUUUACUAUUUAAAAAAGUAGGAUUACAACAUGUAUCCCAUAAUCAUUUGAACUCAUUAAAAGUAUAAAAAUUAAAUAUUUAAGAGUGUGAUCUUAGCUGUUUAGAUUGCAAUGGACCAUAUUUUGAUUAAUGUUUAAGUUGUGAUCUUAUAUCUAAUAGGUAUUUAGAAAAUAAUUAAUGCAAAUGUAAUUUAGGUUUUAUCGAGAGCAAUGAAGGAAAUUGCAUAUGUAUAGAUUUAACAAUUUUUUUUAGUACUAAAAGAGUUUUAUUCAAAUUCAAAUUAAACAUAUGUUCCAAAAAAUUAAACAUUGUCUAAAUUUGGUUUCUUUCCAAUUUAAAUAAAUAAUUAGAGUGUAAUAUAUUAACCCUGUCCUUAAUUUAAAUUAAAUUAAUUUGAUAAAAUACAUUGUAUAGAAUGUUUAAGUGAACCUGAAUCUUUUACUAAGAAUUUAAAGUGUUAAUCAGAUUACAUUUUUAGUUAAUAUGGAUAAUAUGAAUUAAUUAAAAGAAGUGAAAAUGAUAAUGAGUUAUAUUACUUAGAUAUAAAGACCUCAUCACUUAUAUUGUGUUUAGGAUGCAAAUCAUAUUGUAAUCCAUAAAUAGAUCAAGAUUGCUAUUUUAAUAAUUUACUUUUAGUUUAUAUAACUUGCUUGCCAUCAUACUAUUAUAAUUAAGGUUUAAGUUAAUGUUAAAUGUGUCAUCAAAAUUGUUAAACUUGCAGAGAUUUUGAAAUUUGUACAUCUUGUUAUAAUUAAAUGGCAUUAAAUCCAUAAAAUAAUAAUUGUGUAGUUUGCCCAAAAUUAUGCUUAGAUUGUGAAUAUAACUUUGAAUUAUUAUAAUGCAAAACAUGCAUAGAAAAAUAUAGUUUAUAUUAAGGAUAAUGUAUACCUUGUGGAAAAUAUUGCUUAAAAUGUAUAUACCUCUAGGAUGAAAGAGAUGGAUCAUAUUAUAAUAAAUGUAUUAUUUGUUUGGAUAACGCAAAAUACUUUUUAUCCUUAAAUGGAAUUGAUUGUUAAGAAAAUUUUGAUCCAAAUUGCUUAUAUAAAAUAUAAUUUCAUAAAUCUUGGUUUAUGAGAAAUUAUGUCAGCACUAUAUUUCAUACUUUUUCAAGAGGAAAUUUUAGUACAAGUGAAAUUAUAAAUUAUUGUGCUCUAUGUUCUGAAGGUUAUGCAACCUAAAUAACAGGAGAAUGUAUAAGAAUAGACUAAAUAUAACAGUUAGAGAGCAAUUUAGCAAGAGAUUGUUCAUAAAUGUUUAUAAUAGAAUCUUCACAAGCUUUUGAAUUUAAUUAAACAUUUUAUAAAUGUACAUCUUUAUACUAAGAUUACAGGAAUUAUUAAUUUGCUUUUUCAUCAAAUGGUUGCUAUGAAAUGCUAUUAAAUUGUGUAAUAUGUUUGUCAAGCUAUUGUUUGUAAUGUUAUCCAGGAUAUUAUACAGAAUUAUAAACUGGUUAAUGUCUACCCUGUCCUUAAGAACUUAAUUGUUAUAGAUGUUAAUAAGAUUCUAAAAAAUGGAAAAAUGGAUGGAAAAUAAAUUACAAAUCUUAUCAUUAUUUAACUAAUAAUGGUUUAUUCCAUAUUGAUGUGUUUGGAAAUGUAAAAAAAGAUGAAUUAGAAAUUCUUUGUAAAACUUGUACGAUUGAAUAUGAAUUUUAUUAAGAUUAAUGUAUAAAAAAAUGUGCAGAAAAUUGUGAACUUUGCAUUAAAAAAAAUGGAUAGAAUUAAUGUGUUAAAUGUAAGAUAUACGAAGGAAGACGCUUAUCAUUAUAUGAAGGUAAUUGUAUAGAUUGUCCAAGAUAUUGUUAAAUUUGUAAACCUAAAACUAUUUCUGAAUUAUAAAGGAUUAAUCCUUAUUAUUCAAAUGAAAAACUUAUUUCGUCAACACAUACAUGUUUAAUGUUAGAAUUAGAACUUAAUUCUUAAGAUUAUUAUUACAACACAUAAUUUUAAUAAUUUUUAAAAUUAAGUACUACUGAAGCAGAUCCAAACUAAAUUAUUUUAAAAUUUAAUCUCUUUUGUAGUUUAGAUAAAUUUAACUAAGAAUAUUAAAAGGCUCUUAAUAAAUAACUAUUUCUAAACCAAAAUGUGAGAAUUGAUGAACUUCUCACAAAUAAUAAAUCUUAAAGUAAUUUUGGUAGAAUAGAAAAUCUGAACCUUUAUACUUAUUUAAGCAUUUAGCAGAUAUAGGAAGUUGAAUUAUAAUUUACACUUACGUAAGAUUGUGUUGUAGAUACUCAGUCCUAUAUUUUUACUACUUUGACUUAGAAUAUAUAUUUCAUUAAUUCAGCUAAAUUAACAAUAUAGGGAAUGGGAAACACAUUAUUUCUUUAAUCUAAUUUGGAAAUUUUUAACUUUGAUAAAAUUAAAAUAGAAAACAUCACAAUAUAAUUAUUCUAAAUUACAUAUCUUCACUUUCAAUCAUUAAAUUUGUUAGAAACAAAAUUUUUAUAAGUCACACUUAGACAAAAUUAAGAAGAUUCGAUUCCUAUUCAUUUUCAGCUUCUAUUUACAAAUUUAAAUUAAUUAACUAUUUAAAAUUUUACUCUAUUAAAUUUAAAUCUGUAAUCAGUCUAAAGCUUAUUUUAGUUUGAGUAUUUAGUUCCUCCUUAAAUAAUACAAAUAUAUUUUAAUUUAUUAAUAAUUUAAAAUUCAAGAAUAUAGAAUUCAGAUAUAAUAAAGUUAGAAGAUAAUGCUUAAUAACUGAUUAAUUUUUAAAUGCAUAAUGUCUUAAUUGAAAAUUCAAAUUUUAAUUCUAGUAGAUUGUUUGUAACUUUGAGUGAAGAAUGUUUUAAUAUUACUGGAACUAUUUCUUAGAUUUUCAUACAAUCUUCUUAUUUCGAAAAUGCUCAACCAUUUAUAGUAACGUAUUGUAUAAGAAAUUUAACAAUAUAGGGAAUCAUCUUACAAAAUUCUUAAUUUCAAAAUAUUUCAUUAUUCUAAGCUACUUUAGAAUAAUAUAAUUCUGAAUACUCUAUAAAAUCUUGUAAUUUUUAUAACAGCUCAAUAAUUGUAUCAGGAUAAAAUUUACAAUUUUAAUACAUUAUUCUAAACAAUAUUGAAUUUACUAAUGUUUUAUACGAUUAAUCCACAAUACUAAUAAAUUUAAACUCAAAUGAUAAAAGCAGCAAGACAUUAAUAUCUAAUUUAAUUUUGGAUACAGUUUCAAUUUAUAGUGAUAUUAAUUUGAGUCUAGAUUAAUUAUCAAUAAUAUUUAUUCAAUCAGAUUUGAUUGAAAUUUAUAAUGCUUCAAUUAUCAGAUCAUAAAGUUUUGCAGAAUUUUCAUUAUCUUCUGCUACUUAUUUAGUACUUUAAAAUAUUACAAUAAAUUUAAACCCAAAGUAUUUUUUUAAAAGUAUAAUUACUGAUAAUUAUUGUUCUAAAUAAAAUGAUAAUUCAAAAUAUAGAACUUCCUUAUUUAUCUAGAAAGUUUAUUAUAUAAAAAUUAAAGAUAUUUCUAUUGUAAAUCUUAUAAUUUUUGACUCUCCUAUUAUUCAUAUUAUAUCAAUUGCUACUUCUGUGAUUAGAAGAUUUGAAACUAUAAUGAUAGAAAAUAUAGAUAUAAUAGGGUGUAUAAUUUAAAAGAAUUAAUUAACUAGUUAAGCUUCUGCUAUUCUAAUUACUUCUGAAUAAUAAUUAGAAAUUACAAUUAAAAACUCAUAAAUCAAAAAUAAUAAAUAUCAUUCCUUUAUUAAAGAAUCAGAGUCUGAUUCAGCUUUAGCCUUAGUUAUUAUAUCAUAUUUUGCUAAAAUAUCAUUAAUUAGUUGUUAAUUUAUCCAAAAUUAUAUCUCAUAAAGUUAAAAUAGCUUAAUAUAUAUAAAUAGUGAAUAAAUAAAUAUCGUUAAUUCGACAUUCAUUUCAAAUAAUAGAAUGCUAGAGGAUUUUCUUAAGCAUAUACUUUGGAAAUUUACUACUAAGUAAUUAACAAUUAAUUAAAUUUAAACGUAUUUCUCAAGCUUCUCUUUAAGUGGUAAUGGGAAUCUUUUAGCAUCAUAAGUUAAAUUAAACAAUAUAACAAUAUAGGAUAGUUUUUCUAUGUCAGCAGGAUGUUUUAAGAUUACUUUAAAAAAUGAAGGAGAAAUAUUAAUAUAUAACUCUGUAUUUAAAAAUAUAAAUACAGAAAUUUUAGAAGAACCAUCUUAUGGGGGCUGCUUUUAUAUUAUUGAUUAAACAGAUAGUAUUAAAAUUGAAAUAUAAAGCUCUAUCUUUCAAAACAUAUAUGGAACAGCAGAAGGAGGUGUUAUUUAUUUAAGAUCUAAUACAAAAUCAAUUAGUUUAAAUUUUUCAAAUUUGACUAUAAUUGAUACUUAUUCUAAUGAUGGCAAUAUUGCUAAGUUAAAUUUAUUAAAUUCUAAUCAAUAAUUUUCAAUGCAAAAUUGCAUAAUUCUUCAAACAAUAGAAGGUUAUCUAACAUACAGAUCUAAACUUAAUAAAAUUAAUCAAUAAAAUCCUUAUAUGAUAUCUAUAUCAUCUGGAGAUAUAAAUUUAGCUAAUAUUUUUGUAAAAUUAUAUUUAACAUCAUUUUUAUAAUUAACCUCCUAAAAUAAGGUUAGCUUAACACAAAUAGAAAUAGAUAAUUCAUAUUAUUAUUAAAGUCCAAUUAUAUUAGUAGAAUUUUCUGUAGGUAUAUGUUAUAUAUGAUUAUUUUAGAUUAAAUAAGUAAAAUUGAAAUUAACAAUUUAAAAAUGAAUAAUUUUAAAUCAUACAAUGAAGAUUAGAUAUCUCAUGUGUCUGAUAUUAGAAUUCCAGUAGAUGAAUCAAUAAAACUGAUUUAUAAUUGUAGUAAUUAAGAUGGUUUACAACUAAAAAAUUAGACAUAUAAGAUUAUAAAUUAAUUAGAAUUAAUAUCUCAUCCUUUUUCAAUUUAAAGUCUUAUUUAGAUAACGAAUGUAAAAUCUUCUGAUUAAAUCCUAAUUAAAUUAUGUUCAUUUUCAAAUAAUUAAUGUUCUAAUUGUCAUUAAGGAUUGAUCUUUAUAAAAUUGAUUGAAGAAUAAGCAAAUAAUAUUAUACUAUAAAAUAAUAUGUUGAUGGAUAAUUAAUGUGGUUAAAAUGGUUGCUUAUAUUUUUUUAAUGAGAUUGAUACUUCAAGAUAUAUAAAUAAUUCAUUGGUUAAAAUAGAUACAAUUCUUUGUUAUAGAAAUACUGCUAUUAUAGGUGGUUGUAUAGUAAGUAAUGGUGUUGGACUUUCAAUAUAAAAAAGUAUUUUUAGUGAAAAUCAAGCAUAUGAAUAAGGAGGAAGUAUUUUUUUUAAAGGAGAUAGUAAAAAUCUAUAAAUUUUAAAUAAUUUAAUUGUUUCAAAUAGUGCUAAAUAAGGAGGCGCAAUUUAUUUAGGUGAAUAUUGUUUACCUGAUUUAAUUAGAACAUAAAACUUUCUACUAAAUAAUACUGCAUAAGAAUAUGGAAGUGUUAGUUCAUCUAAACCUAAUUAACUUACUCUAAAAUACAGAGAUUUUCAAUAUUAAACAUUCAAUUUUAAAUAAAGUGAUUUUGAAAUUGCUUAUUUAACGAUCUACUCUGAAUCUUAAGAAGAAUCUAUUUUAAAAUUACCCAGUGGUUAAAAAAUAUCCUCAUAUUAAUAUUUUAAUAUUAGUAGUUAAGAAUAUCAAAAUUUAAAUUUAAAAUUUCGAGUUAUAGCUUUAAAUCCUUUUAAUGAAUAAUAAUUCAAUCUUAAGAACAGUGAAUGUUUUAUUGAAAGUGGGUAUAAAAAUCCAAAUUAAGAUAUUAUUUAUACAAAUAAUUUGACAAGUUAUACUACAAAAUCAUUUGAUUAGAAAUCAUAAGAUUAUAAUUUUGAUGAUUUAAUACUAUAUUAUGGUAAUACAAAUAAUGAUGAUUAAUUAUUGAUCCUUAAAAUAAAUUGUAAUAGCAUACUAAUACCAAAUUAUAAUGAUUAUUAUCCUUAUGACAUAAUAAAUUACAAUUAAAAAUAUUUCUUAAUUUUAUCUAUUUAAACAUUUCCUUGUCAAUUAGGAGAAUAUAUUAAUGCAAAAGAUAAUUCUUGUAAUUUAUGUGAUGUGGAAAAGAAAUUGUAUUCAGUAACUUUAAAUGCUACUUUUUGUAAAUAUAUGGAUGAAAAAACUACCACUUCAAUUAAACCUGCAUAACUUGAAUUAAAAUAUGGAUAUUGGAGACCAUUUAUAAAUAGUGAGAUUAUUGAGUUUUGUUCAAAUAGAAUAGAAAACUGUUAAGGAGGUUGGUAAUAAGGUGAUAAAACGUGUUAAAUAGGAUAAAUUGGAGCAUGCUGUGAAUCUUGUGAUUACUAUAAUAGUAGAGGAUUUGGUAAAUAUAGUAUUUAAAAAUUAUAUCAAUGCCAAAAAUGUGAAGAAUAAAGUUCAUAAGUUUUAUACAUUUUAUUGAUUACGUUAUGGUAAAUAAAAUUAUUAUUUAGGAAUCUAUUUUCAAUCUAUUUAACAACUUAAGGAAUACAAAAUAUGAUUUUAGAAUUAUAAAGAUAUAAAGUUAGAGGAAGAUAGCUUUUAAUUAAUAGUAAUAAAUAGACAGGUCCUUUAAUGAAGAUGUUUACAAAUUAUUUAUAAAUUUUAGCUAUUAUCUUAAAUUUUAAUACUGAAAUACCAUAAUUAUUUUAAGAUUCCUUUAGUAUUUUUGGCCAAUCUUAAUAAAUGCUAUUAAUCACUACAGAUUGCUUUUUAGCUGAGAAUUUUUAAUCAGGAUUAAUUUAUGUAAAAAUUAUUUAUAGUAUAAUUUGUCCUUUUUUUUUAGGGCUUGUGUUUUUGUUCAUUUACUUUAUUUUAAAUUUAUUAGAUAAGAUUGUUUAUAAUAAGGUUAUAAUAACAACAUGCAUUUUAUAUUUGUUUUGCUAUUUCCAAAUAUAAGUCAUAUCAUUAUUGGUAUCUACUUUAUCAUAUAGAACUCUCUCUGAUGUCAAAUGGAUUUAAGCUGAUUUAGCCUAUUAAUUUGAGUCUUAAACUCAUUAACAAUCUAUACCAUUUCUUAUUUUGCUCAGUAUUUUAAUUGGAGCAAUAGUUCCUUGUAUUUUGGUUUUUAAUUUGGUAAUAAAAAAGGAAAAACUUUAACAGAUUGAAACAAGAAAAUAAUUAGGAUAUUUGUUUUUAGAGUAUCAACCUAAAGCAUAUUAUUGGGAAAUUAUCAGAAUUAUAUGUAGAGAAAUGAUCAUUGUUACAACAACAUUUUAUCAAGAUAGAAUCGUUAUAAAAUGUUCUUUAUUGUUUUUAAUAAUAUUUACAUAUUUUUAGACUAAUAAUAUAAUUUUGCCAUUUCAAACAAAAUCACUUAAUAACUUAGAAUAAAGAAGUUCAUUGUGUUGCACUUUUACAUUAUUAGUUAUGUUCUCAUUAACUGCGACUAUUAACUAUUCUAAUAUAUUAUUAGCUAUUUUGAUUAUACCGAAUGUUUAUUUAUUUUUAUCUUUUGUUAUAAAUUUAAUCAAGAGCUAUAUUGUAUCAUUAGAAGGCACUCUAGAUAAGAUCAAAGAUAUAAUCAGAUAAAAAUUUUAAUUGAGAAUUAAAUACAAUAGCAAUCUACAAAAAUGGCUUAUAAAUAAAGGAUAAAGAAGAAAAGUUGUAUUUGAAAGAUUUUAAUCAAUUAAAAAAUAAAUUUUAAUAAUGAGAAAAUCAAGAACUUUAAGUUUAAAAGAAAAAUAAAAAUGUAACAUAAUAAUUUAUGUUUUAAAUAGAUACUAAUUUUACAACUAAAUUUGAUGACGAUAAUAUAAUUUUAUUAAGACCUUAAUCAUUACUUUCCACUAAUAGUGAAAAUAGUUGUAUAAAUGAUCCUAAAAUCAAUUUAAUCCAAAAAAUAUCAAAUAUCAAAUAACGUAAAUAAAUUUGA